CCGUUUUCGAUCGUUUGAUAUCCGAAUAGUGAUUCCGGCCACCCAAUCUGGUCUAACAAGGGCCGGAUAACCCAGCCGUGCGUGGAACUAGACUGAUUGCGGUUAGAUCUGUCACACCUUAAAGAGACGUCGUGCUUACUGUGGAGUGCUUGCUCCGACCGAUUCUCACUCGGGUUCUCGAAGAUAUCUCAAACCAAACAAUCACAAACUGGAGUCCUGGUCCCAUCUACGGCUUAUACCUUUCCCUUCCUUCACAUGAGCCCAUCCACCAUGGGCUGCGCAGUCUGCAACAACCUUCAACCGGAUGAGGAGACCCCUUACCGAUACACAUCCCCAGAAGCUCUCAGAUCUUCAUCCAAGAAUGGCUGUCCUCACUGCUCCUUCAUCCUUGACGCCUCCGUCCACCUGAGCCUCUCCAGUCCAUCCAACUCCCAUGGAGAACGCCCCAUCUUCAUCUCCCUCCAACCUUCCACGGACUCAACCAUAAUGUGGACUACCGUGAACGGAGAAACCAAGUACAUCCAAAUCUGCACCCCUCUUGGCCACCCACCCGCAUGGCCAGGCAUCCCUCGAGGCCUGGAGCUCUCUCCUUCGCCAAACUCAGACGAAGCAUUCGAGUUCAUCAAAUCCCAGCUCCAGGAAUGCGAUGCCAACCACCCCCAGUGCAAGAUCCCCAACCCCAAGCCACCAACCCGCCUAAUAGACGUCAACCCCUCCGCCUGCUCCCCCGAAUCUGUCCGCUUCGUGGAAACUUCUUCCCUCCCCCUAAUUACCGAAGGCGAAAUCCCCUACAUAGCCCUCGGCUACUGCUGGGGCACUAGUAAGACCGUUACUACCGUGACGGCCAAUUACCAAACCUAUAAAUAAGAAGGCUUUCUCGUCUCCUCCCUUCCUCAAACCCUCUAAGACGCCAUCGCCGUUACCCGCCGCCUUGAUCAGCGAUUUUUUAAUACGUUUCCCCAAUUAACCGUAAUAUAAAUACCGAAAAAUAAAUAUAGCUUCG
Molecule: messenger RNA, 1003 nt
Organism: Neurospora tetraspora
Lineage: Eukaryota; Fungi; Ascomycota; Sordariomycetes; Sordariales; Sordariaceae
Exons: 2
Coding region: 256-867 (203 amino acids)
Source: RefSeq, a predicted model, not a curated record